Humulus lupulus (European hop) is the source of this 1728-nucleotide messenger RNA. Its product is annotated as IQ domain-containing protein IQM3-like. The transcript is spliced from 9 exons. NCBI's taxonomy places the organism in Eukaryota, Viridiplantae, Streptophyta, Magnoliopsida, Rosales, Cannabaceae. The record is from RefSeq and is a predicted model, not a curated record. Gene Ontology annotation, molecular function: protein binding. Bases 173 to 1525 code for a protein of 450 amino acids.
UGUUACCAAUCAAUUCAUCAUUAAAUUUAACUUAAAGUAACUAAUGGAAACAGAUGAAAACAAAAGAGUAGAGAUGAGCAAUUUCAAUAUGACCAUUUGGAUUGUUCCUGGUUUUACUUGUUCCUUUCAAUCUCUUUUUGUACACUAAAUCAUAACAUUUUUUUUCCCACUUAUGACUGAGAACCCUCAAGGCUUCCAUGAUGUGGAAUCAACUGUCAUGGAUUCUCCGAACAUAAGGGGCGGCCAGGAAUCGACGGCUGCAGUUAAGUUGCAGAAAGUUUACAGGAGUUACCGCACUAGGCGUCGGUUGGCCGACUCAGCCGUGGUUGCUGAAGAGUUAUGGUGGCAAGCUAUAAAUUAUGCAAGGCUUAAUUAUAGUACAGUUUCGUUUUUCGAUUACCAUAAAUCUGAAACACCAGCCUCGAGGUGGAGUAGGAUUAGCUUGAUUGCUUCAAAGAUUGGGAAAGGAUUAUGUGAGGAUUCUAAGGCACAAAAAUUAGCUUUCCAACAUUGGAUUGAAGCUAUAGAUCCAAGGCAUCGGUAUGGUCACAAUCUGAAAGUUUACUAUGAAGAAUGGUGUAGAAGAGAUGCAGGGCAGCCAUUUUUCUACUGGUUGGAUGUUGGAGAUGGGCAUAAGGUUGAUCUAGAAGAUUGCCCAAGACCAAGGCUACGCGAAGAGUGCAUCAGAUAUCUUGGACCGCAAGAGAGAAAAGCCUACGAGUAUAUCAUUACUGAAGGAAAAAUAGUGCACAGACUAACUGGAGAACUCCUUGAUACUAAGCAAGGCAAGCAAAGUACAAAAUGGAUUUUUGUAAUGAGUACCUGUAGAAAGCUUUAUGUUGGUGAGAAAAAGAAGGGAUCAUUUCAUCAUUCCAGCUUCCUUGCAGGAGGAGCCACCUUGUCUGCUGGAGGGAUCAUAGCAGAAUGUGGAAGAGUCAAGUCAGUAUCAGCCUACAGUGGUCAUUACCGUCCCACUGACAUGAAUCUCAGCAGCUUCCUCACAUUCCUUGAGGAGAAUGGAGUCAACCUUGAUGAAGUUCAGGUAAUGUCAACCAUUGAGGAUAAAAAUAACUAUGAUACUAGCAAGUCAGCUCGGCGAGGACAUACGUUACAACGCAUAAAAGCUUUUAGCUCACGCUCAUUUCGUGCUCCAAGGGAGGCGGUAAAAGAACAAGCAUCUGAAUCUUGUAAAUCUGGUAAAGCAAGCAGAGUUAGCAGUUAUACAAGGAUGUUGUCAAGUAGUCUCCGCCAGAGCACUCAAACACAGGUUCCGAAACAAGAAAUAUUGCAGAGGAUCAAGACCAGGAAAGAAGCACAAUCCUACCAAUUAGGCAAGCAACUUUCUUUGACAUGGUCGAGUGGAGCCGGCCCAAGAAUCGGGUGUGUGGCCGAUUAUCCUCUCAAGUUAAGGGUGCAAGCAAUGGAGUUAGUGAACCUUUCACCAAUGCAGACCCCUGCAGCAUCAGCAUCCGAGCCAUUGAAAGUUUCCACAUCCAAAUCGUGUAGAACUUGCAGAAUUAUGUGAGCUCAAAUGACCUGAUUUGCGCUCUUACAUUGACUUCAAACGGUUUCUAAAUUAUAAUUUUUUUUCAUUUUCUUCAUCAUCUUAAUCAUUUGUUCAAAUUGCCAGCCAUAAGCAUUCUUACCGUACGUUCCCAUUUUUGUAAGAGACAUACAGAGAUUUGACUAUAUCAAUAAUCAAAGUACUUAACAAAAAAAAAAGAAGAG